Cuscuta europaea is the source of this 1796-nucleotide messenger RNA. NCBI's taxonomy places the organism in Eukaryota, Viridiplantae, Streptophyta, Magnoliopsida, Solanales, Convolvulaceae. The record is from the annotation of a GenBank genome assembly.
AACAAUUCCAAUUUUUACCAUUUCAGAUAUAUAUAUUAUGAGAGCUAGAAAACCUUUCUCCAUAUCCUCGCUCUCCUGAGUGGGCUUGGCAUGCCAUUUGAUUACGUGUAUAUACCAGAUGGCAUAUAUAUAUAACUUGUACAAUCUUCGUUCUACUUACACCUAGCCAGCCAGAAAUUAAAGCUUGAAUUCUAGCAACCACCCCAAGACAUCUAUCUAUAUAUAUGUUGAAGAAUUGGUCAGGAUUCUUCAAUUCUUAAUCACUUUUUUUUUGUUUUCUUGAUCAUCAACUUGAUGAUGGCGACAAAAUGGAGGAAUUUGGUGGAGGAGAUCAAACCGGUGGUGAUGAUGGUGAUGGUGGCGGUGGCGUACGGCGGAAUGAGCAUUCUGUACAAAGUGGCUUUCAAUGGUGGGAUGAGUUUGAGGGUUCUUAUUGCUUACCGCUUCAUCUUUGCCGCCGCUGCUAUUACUCCUUUUGCCCUCUAUAUUGAGAGUAACGAUCACUCAGGAAUAGGAGGCCAAAGCUCACGCGGAUGAUUCUCGUGCAAGCCUUUUUCUGCGCAUUAUUUGGGGGUUCAAUGAAUCAAAAUUUGUUCGCGGAGAGCGUAGUCCUGACCUCGCCAACUUUUGCCAGUGCCAUCGUUAAUCUCAUUCCUGCAUUUACUUUCAUCUUAGCUGUUCCUUUUGGGUUGGAAAAGGUGUGUCUCAGAACGAGAGCCGGGCAAGCGAAAGUGGCUGGAACAUUACUUGGGAUCGGAGGGGCAAUGGUCCUAAGUUUCUACAAAGGGGCCCAACUUCAAAUUUGGUCAACGCCAAAAAUUGGACACGUGGCAGCUGCACCACAACCGCCACACACUUCGGGGUCCCACUUAUUGGGUGUUUUCAUGUCACUGGCAUGCGUUCUCUCUAGUGCAAUUUCCUUAAUAUUUCAGGCAAAGAUGAGCAAGGUGUACGACUGCCACUAUUCUAGCACCGCCUUGAUCACCGUCAUGGGCUCGCUUCAAUCGGUGGUGUUUGCAUUCUGUACGGAGAGGGAUUGGAGCCAAUGGAAAUUAGGAUGGAACCUUAGGCUCCUAAUUGUUCUUUAUGCUGGGGUGAUAGCAUCGGCAUUGGCAAUUACUUUUACAAUGUGCAGCCUACGAAUGAGAGGCCCUUUGUUUGUAUCGGUUUUCACCCCAUUGACGCUCGUGUUCGUGGCCAUCGUUAGUACUCUCUUCCUCAAAGAGGAGCUUUUCUUGGGAUGUGUGAUCGGAGCGGUAACAAUAAUUGCGGGAUUAUACAUGGUGAUAUGGGGAAAGAAGGCAGAAAUGAAGAACAUCUCUAAUGUAAUAACCCCAUCUAGAAGUACCUGGAAUGAAGAAGAAGAAUGUUCAAAUAUCAACCGGAGAAAUGGUGUCAUCGACCUUGACAACAACCACCACGUUGUCAUUUCUCCCGACUUGAAUUUUCAAUGGUACUCUAAAACUGAAGGAGUAAGAGGAGAAGAAAAUGAAAUGAAACUCAAAGAAGGAACAAUUGUUGGACAAAGUUCCAAUGUCUAGCCAGCUAUCUUAUAUUAUACGUCCCCUACCCAUUGUGUAAAUUGUCAAAGAUGUUACGGAGUAUGUGUUUACUCUUUUUUAUUUGUAAUAUGUAUAAAAAAUGAUGGUAAUGUUAUAUAUUAUACGUAUACACUGUAAUAGGAGUAUAUUUUUUCAACAAUCGGAUGUAAAGUUUUAUCUGAACUUAUACAAGAAAAUAAUAUUAUUUUCUUUUCUAAACUCACAGUUCUUAUGAACUAUGGGUAAGCGGUAGCC